Molecule: messenger RNA, 2310 nt
Organism: Wyeomyia smithii (pitcher-plant mosquito)
Lineage: Eukaryota; Metazoa; Arthropoda; Insecta; Diptera; Culicidae
Product: protein brambleberry-like
Exons: 3
Coding region: 330-2045 (571 amino acids)
Source: RefSeq, a predicted model, not a curated record
CAUCGCUGAAUGUAUGUGUAAGUAACCAGAUUGGACGUGAAUGGUAGAUUCAAAAAAGAGCCAAAAUUUUAGUUAAUUUUUGUUGCAGCUGCGUUCCGCGCAAAAUUCAUUUUAAGUUCUGCACAGAUUACCUACUUUAUAUUUUUGGUUUUGUUUGAUGUAUUUUGGUAGAGUAUUGAAUUAUCACUUUUCUGUAACAAUUCUGUAAAAAGAUUUGCAUAAUUCUGUACAAUACUUUAACGUAAUUUACUGAUGGAAGGUUAUCGACGUCGCGACGCAGCUAUUUUUAAAAACUAGUCAUUAAAUGCUUCUGUCCUUCAGUUAUAACUAUGAAAAGCAACAAAGUUAAUUCAAAACUCAAGUUUUGGGUUAUAUUAUUUGCUUUAGUCAUCAUAGCGCCAUCUCUCACAGAAUGCUCGAUUUUGGACUACAUAUGGCCGGAUCCUAAAAAAAAUCAACUCAACACCGCUCUGGAUGCUUUUCCUGCUGUCCCUUAUGAGCUCUCCGAAGGUGAUGAAGCUUUUGUGCGGGAGGCAUCUAAAUGGAUAGGCACAAACCUGUCGAAAUUAGAUUUAUGUCACCACCGAGUAAUCAUGAAGUUAAAAAAAUCUUGCCAUGAACUCAAUGCGGAGCAAAUGGGUCGGUUGGCUGUUAUGCUGCUCAAUUGUCAGUCGGAUUCAGAAGGGCGCCGGGUGUAUUAUUGCACCGAACAGAUGACGUUGAAGGAGUGCACCAGUGAUAUGGAUCCGGAUACAUGGAACGCAUAUCACCUUGUGACGAAUCGUGCUAAAGCGGUAUGUGCGAGUGUACGUCACGAUCAGUUCCGGGGACUGACUGAGAUGACUGUGAAUAAGUUGAUGAAUACAGCUCAUGAACAAAUUGCGAUGAUGGGUCAAUUGGCUGAAAAUCAGAAGGAGCUGCAUAGUGUUACACAGGAGGCGAUUGAUGAAAUGACUAAUAACAACGAUAAGAUUAUUAACCAGCAAGGAGAUAUCAUGCGCUUAUCGGAAGCUCAUCGCGCAAAAAUAGAAUCAAACUUACGCGAAAUGAUACGAGAAAAAAGCUUGAUACGCGCGGGACAGCAGGAGGUGGCUAUUUUACUGACAGACCUGCGGAAUAGAAUAGAUGAAAGCAUUAAACAGUUGGAAACACAAACAAAGAGAAACAAAUUGAAUCAUGCUUCUUUGCUAUCAGACAUGGAAAAUUUGCAGACUGGAGCAGCAAUCAUAGCUGCUAAAAUAGACGAAACCAGUGCAUACAUUUCCGUACAGCAGCAAACAGCUGAAAAACAAUUUCAAUACACGCUGGAUCAGCUUCAGAAAAUUAAUAACACUAUUACAAACAUGUUGACAAUAAUCGAUGCUCUGCAGAAAAACUUUGAUGAAAAAUUAUCCUGGAUUACCGAGAAAAUUGGUGGUAGUGACUACGUCAUGAGAAAAAUCAACAUUAUUGUUACGCACUUUUGUUAUAUCGUUUUCGGAAUGAUCUGUUUGUCUUUUGUCGGAGCAGACAAAUUUAUACGAAUAUUUUUCAUAAUUUUGGUGCCUGGAAACCUGCUUGGAAAUCUUGUCGAUCUUUUCAACUCUGAUGUAAUUCAACUAAGCAUCAUUCUAAUGAGUUUCAUUUUAGCGGAUUUAAUAUGUCGCCUGGCGAUUCGAUUUUAUCCUGCUGAAUUGUUAUCGAUGAACAACGCUACCUCUAGCCGAAAUCAAAUUAAUCCGCGAAACCAGCAGAGAGAACCUUCUGUAGCACCUUCCAACAAUCUAGCAGAUUCCGAUGAGAAUGAUGAUGAAAACGAUGAGUACGAAAUAAGAAGAGAGACUUCGUCUUAUGCAAGACCAUCACUAUCUAGAUUUUCUCGUGAACGUUCCAUUACACCACAGCCUAAUGGUACUUCUAGACGCAGUGUCACUCCUUUCGAUAAUGUAUCAAAUGGAGAUCGCCACCUGCAAUGCCACGGUAGAACUGUGCGAGGCGAGCAGUGCCGAGGUAUGGCACGAUCGGGAAGUGAUUUUUGUAGACUGCACUCACAAAGGGGUUUGUGAGGAAUGUAAAGCAAGAACCUAAUCUUUUAAGUAAAACUAUUAUGUUUGUAGUUUCCUCAAUGUGUGUUUGAAUCAAACGAAUUUAUUGGGUAAUAAUGUGAUUAUUUGUGACAACGGAAGAUCCUCGCUAACAUGAAUAUCUUAUUCAUGAAACUAUUGUUACAGCUUAUUAUUAGAAAAUCCUAUACAGUGAAUUGGCUCAUUCUGUUAGCUUUAAGUAGUUUAUAAGCUUGUAAAUAUAUUUGUUUUUAUUUGAACAUUCAAA